Messenger RNA from Sphenostylis stenocarpa, 2310 nucleotides. The record is from the annotation of a GenBank genome assembly. NCBI's taxonomy places the organism in Eukaryota, Viridiplantae, Streptophyta, Magnoliopsida, Fabales, Fabaceae.
AUGAGUCUCAUUCUAACAAGUUAUCUCCUCUUGUGUUUACUAUCAUCUGCAAAUGCUGAAUUUGCCAAGAAGACUUACAUCAUUCAAAUGGAUAAGUCAGCCAAGCCCGACAGCUUCUCCAAUCACCUUGAAUGGUAUACCUCAAAAGUGAAAUCAGUUUUGUCCAAAUCAGUAGAAGCUGAGAUGGACGAGGAAGGGAGAAUCAUUUACACUUACCAAACUGCUUUUCAUGGAGUGGCUGCAAAGUUGAGCCAAGAAGAAGCUGAGAAGCUAGAGGCAGAGGAAGGUGUUGUUGCCAUAUUCCCUGAUACAAAGUACCAACUACACACCACGAGAAGUCCUACUUUCCUUGGGCUUGAACCAACACAAAGCGCUAACGUGUGGUCAGAAAAGCUAGCCAACCAUGAUGUCGUAGUGGGAGUGCUCGACACUGGGGUUUGGCCUGAGAGUGAAAGCUUCAAUGACACAGGCAUGACAUCAGUACCUUCACACUGGAAAGGUGCCUGUGAGACCGGCAGAGGCUUCGAAAAAUAUCACUGCAACAAGAAGAUUGUGGGAGCAAGAAUGUUUUACCAUGGAUAUGAAGCAGCAACAGGUAAAAUUGAUGAGCGAACAGAAUACAAAUCACCAAGAGAUCAAGAUGGUCAUGGCACUCACACUGCAGCUACAGUUGCUGGCUCUCCGGUGCAUGAGGCUAAUCUUCUCGGCUAUGCUUAUGGCACAGCAAGAGGAAUGGCACCAGGAGCAAGAAUUGCUGCUUACAAAGUAUGCUGGACUGGUGGAUGCUUCAGCUCAGAUAUUCUAUCAGCUGUUGAUAGAGCUGUGGCUGAUGGAGUUAAUGUUCUAUCCAUCUCAUUGGGUGGUGGAGUCUCCUCUUACUACCGUGAUAGUUUAUCUGUAGCUGCGUUUGGAGCAAUGGAGAAAGGUGUUUUGGUAUCAUGUUCUGCUGGAAAUGCAGGACCUGACCCUGUGAGCCUCACAAAUGUGUCACCUUGGAUCACCACAGUUGGAGCCAGCACAAUGGAUAGAGAUUUUCCUGCAGCUGUUAGGCUUGGAAAUGGAAGAAAGAUAACUGGAACCUCACUCUAUAAAGGGAGAAGCGUGCUCUCAGUUAAAAAACAAUACCCUUUAGUAUACAUGGGAAAUAUUAACUCAAGCAUCCCUGAUCCAAGAUCUUUGUGCUUGGAAGGUACUUUGGAUCGUAGAAUGGUUUCAGGCAAGAUUGUUAUCUGUGACAGAGGCAUUAGUCCGAGAGUGCAGAAGGGUCAAGUGGUGAAAAAUGCAGGAGGGUUGGGAAUGAUUCUCACCAACACUGCGGCUAAUGGAGAGGAGCUGGUCGCAGACUGUCACCUCCUUCCAGCAGUUGCAAUUGGAGAGAAAGAAGGGAAGGAGCUCAAACAUUAUGUGUCAACAAGUAAAAAAGCUACCGCAACUCUAGCUUUUCUGGCUACAAGGUUGGGUGUUAGACCAUCUCCUGUAGUGGCAGCAUUUUCAUCAAGAGGGCCUAAUUUUCUUACCCUUGAAAUUCUGAAGCCUGACGUGGUAGCUCCUGGGGUGAACAUUCUUGCUGCUUGGAGUGGAGCCAUUGGUCCUUCAAGUUUGCCAACAGACCACAGGAGGGUGAAGUUCAAUAUACUCUCGGGAACUUCAAUGUCAUGCCCUCAUGUAAGUGGCAUUGCUGCUUUGCUCAAGGCUAGGCAUCCAGAAUGGAGUCCUGCUGCUAUAAAAUCUGCUUUGAUGACCACAGCUUAUGUCCAUGAUAAUACCAUCAAGCCUCUCAGAGAUGCCUCAAGUGCUGAUGCCUCAACUCCUUAUGAUCAUGGUGCUGGACACAUCAACCCCAUAAGAGCUCUUGACCCAGGUUUGGUUUAUGAUAUUCAGCCACAGGAUUACUUUGAAUUUCUGUGCACACAGAAACUAACUCCAUCUGAACUUGGAGUUUUUGCGAAGUAUUCAAACAGAACUUGCAGACACUCUCUUGCAAGUGCUGGGGACUUGAACUACCCAGCCAUAUCUGUAGUUUUUCCACAGAUAAACUCCUCUUCAGUUUUGACCAUUCACAGAACUGCCACCAAUGUUGGGCCUCCUGUUUCCAAGUAUCAUGUUGUGGUUUCACCUUUCAAAGGCGCUUCUGUUAAAGUUGAGCCAGACACUUUGAGUUUUACUAAAAAAUACCAGAAACUAUCUUACAAAGUUACGUUCACAACAGAAUCUCGACAAACAGAACCUGAAUUUGGAGGUCUGGUAUGGAAGGAUGGUGUGCACAAGGUAAGAAGUCCAAUUGUUAUAACAUAUCUGUCACCGAUAUGA